AUGGCCGCCGGCGACGUCUCCUUGGAGGAAAUCCGAAAUGAGCAAGUCGAUCUGGAAAGAAUACCGGUUGAGGAGGUUUUCAAGCAGCUGAAAUGCACGCGGGAAGGAUUGUCACAGGAGGAGGGAGAAAAGAGACUUCAAAUCUUCGGACCCAACAAGCUUGAGGAGAAGAAGGAGAGCAAGUUUCUCAAGUAUCUCGGAUUCAUGUGGAAUCCUCUGUCGUGGGUCAUGGAGUCCGCCGCCAUCAUGGCCAUUGUUUUGGCCAAUGGAGGGGGCGAGCCUCCGGACUGGCAAGACUUCUUGGGAAUUGUUGUGUUGCUAAUCAUCAACUCAACCAUCAGUUUCAUUGAAGAGAACAACGCAGGAAAUGCUGCUGCUGCUCUCAUGGCAGGUCUGGCUCCCAAAAGCAAGGUUUUGAGAGAUGGGAAAUGGAGCGAGCAGGAUGCAUCCAUCUUGGUCCCAGGGGACUUAAUCAGUGUCAAGCUGGGAGAUAUCAUCCCAGCAGAUGCCCGUCUGCUGGAAGGCGAUCCCCUUAAGAUCGACCAGUCUGCGCUCACUGGAGAAUCCCUGCCAGUAACAAAGAACCCCGGAGAUGAAGUGUUCUCUGGUUCCACCUGCAAGCAGGGUGAGAUUGAGGCCGUUGUCAUUGCAACCGGUGUCCACACCUUCUUUGGCAAGGCUGCUCACCUUGUUGAUAGCACCAACCAAGUUGGCCACUUCCAACAGGUCUUGACUGCCAUCGGUAACUUCUGCAUCUGCUCUAUUGCUGUUGGUAUGCUGAUCGAGGUUGUAGUGAUGUAUCCGGUCCAGCACAGGAACUACAGACAAGGCAUCGACAAUUUGUUGGUGCUUCUCAUCGGAGGCAUCCCAAUUGCCAUGCCAACUGUAUUGUCAGUGACAAUGGCCAUCGGGUCUCACCGACUGUCAGAACAAGGCGCCAUCACCAAGAGGAUGACUGCAAUCGAAGAGAUGGCGGGGAUGGAUGUCCUCUGCAGUGACAAGACGGGAACUCUCACCCUCAACAAGCUUACUGUUGACAAAGAUCUCAUUGAGGUGUUCCCAACAGACUUGGACAAGAACUCUGUUGUCCUGUAUGCUGCUAGGGCUUCCAGGGUUGAAAAUCAAGACGCCAUCGAUGCCUCAAUUGUCGGGAUGUUGGGUGAUCCUAAGGAGGCAAGAGCAGGGAUCACUGAGGUUCAUUUCCUACCCUUCAAUCCGGUGGAUAAGCGCACUGCAAUAACCUACCAUGAUUCUGAAGGCAACUGGCACAGGAGCAGCAAGGGUGCUCCUGAACAAAUCAUUGAACUUUGUGAUCUCAAAGGAGAUGUGAAGAAAAAAGCCCAUGACAUCAUCGACAGUUUUGCUAACCGUGGCCUUCGUUCUCUUGGUGUGGCACGACAGACCAUACCAGAGAAGAACAAGGAGAGCGCUGGGGGGCCAUGGGAAUUCAUCGGCCUCUUGCCCCUGUUUGACCCCCCAAGGCAUGACAGUGCAGAGACCAUCAGAAGGGCCCUUGACCUCGGUGUCAAUGUUAAGAUGAUCACUGGCGACCAACUUGCCAUUGGAAAAGAAACGGGUCGUAGGCUCGGAAUGGGCACCAACAUGUAUCCUUCAUCCUCCCUUCUUGGCCAGAGCAAGGAUGAGUCUAUUGCGGCCAUUCCCGUUGAUGAGCUUAUUGAGAAGGCUGAUGGCUUUGCAGGAGUCUUCCCUGAACAUAAAUAUGAGAUUGUUAAGAAGCUGCAAGAGAGAAAACACAUUUGUGGAAUGACGGGAGAUGGUGUGAAUGAUGCUCCAGCCCUGAAGAAGGCAGACAUCGGUAUUGCUGUGGCUGAUGCAACUGAUGCAGCCAGGAGCGCGUCUGACAUAGUUUUGACCGAGCCAGGACUUAGCGUGAUCGUGAGUGCUGUCUUGACAAGCAGAGCCAUCUUCCAGAGGAUGAAGAACUAUACCAUCUAUGCGGUUUCAAUCACAAUCCGUAUUGUGAUGGGAUUCAUGCUCAUUGCUCUUAUCUGGAAGUUUGACUUCUCCCCUUUCAUGGUACUCAUCAUUGCCGUCUUGAAUGAUGGAACCAUCAUGACCAUCUCCAAGGACAGGGUCAAGCCAUCUCCAGUGCCAGAUUCAUGGAAGCUCAAGGAAAUCUUUGCCACUGGCAUUGUCCUUGGAAGCUACCUUGCUCUUAUGACUGUGGUCUUCUUCUGGCUUGCAUCCGACACUGACUUCUUUUCAAAAACUUUCGGUGUUAAAUCACUCAAAGACCAGAAGGAUCAGCUCACUGCUGCACUGUACCUUCAAGUGAGUAUUGUGAGCCAAGCACUCAUCUUUGUAACCAGGUCGCGAAGCUGGUCUUUCAUUGAACGUCCCGGCCUCCUGCUCGUUGGUGCCUUUCUUGCAGCUCAGUUGGUUGCUACUGCAAUUGCUGUGUAUGCAAACUGGACAUUCGCUAAAAUUCAAGGCAUUGGAUGGGGAUGGGCUGGAGCCAUCUGGAUCUUCAGCAUUGUUACCUACUUCCCUCUAGAUGUCCUCAAGUUCAUGAUCCGCUAUGCAUUGAGUGGCAAGGCCUGGGAUAACAUGAUCCAGAAUAAGACUGCUUUCACAACCAAGAAGGAUUAUGGAAAAGGUGAGAGGGAAGCACAAUGGGCCACAGCUCAACGAACACUUCACGGUCUCCAGACUGCAGAAUCUCAAGGCAAGUCCCAUGAUAAAAGCAGCUUCGCUGAGUUGUCUGAGAUUGCCGAGCAAGCAAGGAGACGUGCUGAGGUGGCCAGGUUGAGAGAGCUUCACACGCUGAAGGGACAUGUUGAAUCAGUGGUCAAGCUGAAGGGACUGGACAUUGAUACCAUCCAGCAGCACUACACUGUAUAAGCCGAAAGGAGGGUUGAAGCUGGUUGUUAAGCUCUGGAAGUGUAGCAGAGUGCUGGUGAACAGCAGAAUAGGACUUCUUUCCCAAUCUUCUCUGUUGUGUCAAUGCACUAGUGGUACUGGUCACGUGAAAUAUUGUUGCUAGUGACAUUAAGAUUGGUCAAAAGAGCUUACCAGUUGCAGUAUCAAUUGUAAUAGCUAUUGUGAUCAAUAAAUAAAAUGUUUCACUAUGAUAAUCAUCCAUUACUUAACUUAGUUCGCCCACAAUUAUCGAACUGGUUGGAUCUGUUUGCACUGGGUUGGCAACAGGACAUUUUCUAGCAGUCAUAUUUCUCUAUGAUGCCUGAACAA
Diospyros lotus (date-plum) is the source of this 3210-nucleotide messenger RNA. RefSeq names its product ATPase 8, plasma membrane-type. The record is from RefSeq and is a predicted model, not a curated record. Lineage: Eukaryota; Viridiplantae; Streptophyta; Magnoliopsida; Ericales; Ebenaceae. Gene Ontology annotation, cellular component: plasma membrane. The transcript has 15 exons. Gene Ontology annotation, biological process: proton export across plasma membrane; regulation of intracellular pH. The coding region runs from base 1 to 2862 and encodes 953 amino acids. Gene Ontology annotation, molecular function: ATP binding; P-type proton-exporting transporter activity; ATP hydrolysis activity.